AUGUCCAGCGCAAUGCCGUCUCGGGAACGAUACGCCUCCAGUGCGCAGGAUGCCGCCUCGCCACGCGUUCCGUUCCCGAGCUCGCCCGCAUCUCGGCGCGCAGGUCACGUUCGCUCGGCUUCCAUCCUCAGCUCAUCCAGCAGCGUCUCCAUCCCCUCUCGCUCAUCCUCGGUCAUCAUGAGCCCAGCCGCUGUCCCCGCUCGCAGCUCAUCCAUCGCCAACUCGCCGAGCAAGAGUCGAACUCUCCACGACGCGCGAACCGGCCUUCCUCUCACCGCCUCCGAUCUUGCCGAUACCAUCGCCGGCCUCACUCUGGCCGAAGCGCCUACACUUGACGCAUCCUCAAGCCGCCCAGACCCUCUUGAGACGAAUGCACAGCUUGAUACUAGCUUUGACGUCCGCACACCUCAACCACUGUCGGCUCCCUUUGCUCCGCCCGUCUUCAAAUCGACCCCUCCGCACAGCGCCGACUCCGACAGGAAUGCUCUGCUCUCUCCACCCCUUCCCGACCUUGGCGACCGUCAAGCUGAGAUCAUGGAGAUCGGCGAUGAGAUCAACGAUGCACACGAUGCCAUUCAGCUCCUUCAGGCUGACAUCUUCUCCAUCCAAGAGCAAAGGCACGGUUCCCGUACAAACCAACAGGCCCCCAGCCUUGUCCCAGACGUAUCGGAUCCGUCGACUGCACCACAGACCCCACCCAACGGCGCGCUUCCUGCCGGCGUCGACCUCUCAUUGAUGCAGCUCGACGAGAAGCUCGAAUCGCUCUCACGCGUCAUGCAGCAGCUCGAAGUCCGCCUCGCCAACCUCGUCGACCCUGCCUCGGAUCUCGCAGAUUCGGAGGCAGCAGACUCUUCCAUCAUCGACAAUGAUCUCAUCAGCCACCAAUCUCGAGCUCGUCGCACCAGCACCGCGAGCGACGAUAGCCUCGGCUCCAUCGACGACAUCGCCUUCCCUGGCUUUGCUCCCGCUCUUACUCCACUCAGCCUGCGUGCAAAGUAUGCCGACCUUUGCACAGAAUGGGCCGCGGUUCAAGAGGACAUCGAUGGGCUCAAAAAGGAACUCGCAGACGACAGAUACCUCGACGUCUUUCGAUCCAUCAGCACACAAGCCGAAGGCAUGAUGGACAGUCUCGACAAGGCCGUCUCCCUGUGCCACAUUUUUGUCGAGCAGAUCCAACAAGACCAUGCCGCCGGUAGACUACAGCCAAGCAGUGCAAUCUCGGACGAGCUCGAUGCCGAAUAUGAUGUUCAAGCAAAGCACGACCAACUCGUCGAUCUGACAAAGACCUUCAACGUCAAGAAGGCCUACUACUUCCCUGCCUGCCAGCAGGUAUUCCACAGCCUCGAGAAGGGCUGCAAGGAGAGGCAGACCUCCAACGGCACCAUCCUGCGCCGUCUGUCUGAUCUGCGCUCGCGAUGGCGCGUCCUGCGCGAUGCAUUGGCAAAGACCGAACGCGACCUCAAACGCACCGACGCCCUCUUCCGUCGCGUCCGCUCCGACAGCAGCAGCUCCUCUGUCACCAACGACAUCGCCAGUCCCGCCACGUCCACUUCAAGUCUCCCUCCGGUUGCUUCGAAGCUCCGCCCCAGCGCCUCAAUGCAGACUGGCCUCGGUCUCGGCACACCCGCUCGCGCUACCGCCUCUCAGAAACGCAUCUCGCCUGCUUCGUCGUCGUCUUCACGCGUUGCCAGCGGUCCCAGCCGCUUGUCUAGCAGCUCUUCUGUCGGCUCCAAUCUGUCAAACACUCCGCCCGCGGCCGCUACGCCGCAACGCCUCAGGCGCAUCUCGGCAACCGCCGAAUCGCUCGGCCUCUACUCUAAGCCAGCCGCCACAUCACCGCGCUCUGCUUUCUCCCGGCAACUCGACGUACCUGGUUCAUCGCAGCGCACAGCGGCCGGCAAGUCAAUCGGCGGUCCCACCUCGCCGUCAGCCUUUGACUCUCCCAUCCGAAACCGAGCUACCUCCAUGGCCAAUGCGGCAACCGGAGCAGUGGAAAAGGGAGUCCUCGGAAGGUCGCCCGGCGCCAGGCCCAUCUCCAUGAUCGGAGGUCGACCCGCCGUCGGCGGCGCUUCAGCCAGUCGCACUGCAGCCACGGGCACGCCUAGUCGACCGCCACCCUCGAGUUUCAAGCCCUCGUGGCAUGAUCUUGACGCUGCUGCCGGAUCGAAUCGGGCCCGUGCGCCGCAGUCUCAGUCCAUGCCGCGCUCCCAGUCGCAAGUGCUGUGGCCAUCCCAGUCGCAAGACUCUGGCAAGCAAGAUGACGCUGACGAGUCCAUCGAGUACCUCAAGUUUGGCGAGGGCUCGUCGCCGGCGCGUCCGGCGUCGUCAGCUGGCCAGUACUACCGUCCGCCUUCGGCACAAGGCAAUGUAGGCGACGCCAGGUCGCGCAAGCGAGACUCGAUGAUCCCUCGGCUUUCUGUGCGCAACCCCGAGGGCGAAUCAACGCCAAGCAGGCCAAGCUCAGCCAUGUCGCAGAACUCGACAUCCACGCCCAUGCGGUAUUCCGGCGCCUCGAGGCUCAGCAUGCAGACGCCCGAACCGGCGAUCGUGGCGAGGGCACAGAGGCUGAGCAUGUAUGCGCGAGCACCCUCCACAGGCAUGGCCGGAAUGAGCGGGGCACACACUCCCAGCAAGAGACCCAGCAAGCCACCGCCGACGCGGCGCAACGGCGCCCUGGCCUCUGGUCGAGCGACGCCGCUGUCCGCAGCCGCGCUUGCAUCGCUUCCGUCGGCCGAACCGGGAGCAUCUUUGAAGCGAUCCAGUAUCUCGAAUCUGCGCUCGCUUCACAACGGUCGAACCACUCCCACGGCCAGCGAGAACGGAUCGGUCGGAGGCCUUUCUGCUGGGACUUGGUACGGAGCGGGCAGAGGCGCCCGCGGUGUGUCUGUCGGAGCUGGCUCACGCAUUGGAUCUGGCUCUGUGGCGGGCAGCAGCUACGGAGCGACUGGCGCCAUUGAGCUGUACCGAGCCAAUCCGAACGACGCGCUGGACGUCGAGGUGGCGGCGAUCUGCAAUGGGUUGGGCGUGGCGCUCGACCGCAUCGAUCCGCCUUUGCCGCGAGGCGUGCGUCUGGAGGAAGGGCCGGGCAAGGACAACCGAGCCAUGUACGAGAUCGGCGGGCGCAAGAUGGCGUGUCGACUGCUGGAACUGCAUCGGCCGGCGGGCAGUGCAGGCGCGCGCGCGGGAAGCAAGGCCAAGAAGAUCCUGGUGCGCGUGGGCGGUGGCUGGCAGGACCUCGAGCAGUGGCUCCUUGGUCGGCUGAGCUCAGCCUAG
This is a messenger RNA of Moesziomyces antarcticus, 3273 nucleotides long. RefSeq lists its product as uncharacterized. The coding region runs from base 1 to 3273 and encodes 1090 amino acids. Gene Ontology annotation, molecular function: microtubule binding. Gene Ontology annotation, biological process: mitotic spindle orientation checkpoint signaling; nuclear migration along microtubule; establishment of spindle localization. The transcript has a single exon. The record is from RefSeq and is a predicted model, not a curated record. Gene Ontology annotation, cellular component: spindle pole body; mating projection tip; cell cortex. Lineage: Eukaryota; Fungi; Basidiomycota; Ustilaginomycetes; Ustilaginales; Ustilaginaceae.